This is a messenger RNA of Stylonychia lemnae, 1428 nucleotides long. The record is from the annotation of a GenBank genome assembly. NCBI's taxonomy places the organism in Eukaryota, Ciliophora, Spirotrichea, Sporadotrichida, Oxytrichidae.
AUGAAUGAUUUAGAUGAUAACAAAAUUACCUUCUCAUUUGAUAAGAGAGAUGAUCAAAAUUUUUUCCUAGCAUUUGCAAAGACUUUAUCCCGAAUAUUCACAAAAGUUCAGUAAGGAGGAAUUCUAGUAUUUCUUCCAUCUUAUACAGUAUUGAAAAAAGUUCAUAAAGUUUGGAGAGCUCAUAAACUCUUUAAGGAACUGUUCAAGGAUAGAGAGAUAUAUAUAGAGCCUUAAGAUUAAGUUAAAAAUAAUGCUUUGUUGGUUGAAUACAAAAACAGUAUCAAAGCAAAAGGUAAGGCUGUAUUUAUUGCUGUUUGCCGAGGUAAAUUAUCAGAGGGAAUAGAUUUUACAGACAAUGUAGCUAGAUUAGUUAUAAUGGCUGGAAUUCCUUAUCCAUAGAUUUACGAUCCAAGAGUGAUAACGAAAAAAGAUUAUUUGGACAGAAAAUAUGCUUAGCAAAAAUCAUAAAUUAAUGGGAAUAUGUGGUACAAAUUAUAAGCAUGCAGAGCUAUAAAUUAGGCGAUAGGCAGAGUAAUCAGGCACGUAAAUGAUUUUGGAGCUAUAAUUUUAAUGGAUGAAAGAUAUAAGUCGCAUAACAUUGAAAUAUCGAAAUGGCUUAAUCAAAGAAAACAAUUUUAUUCCUAUUUGCCAGAAUUAGAAAGUGAUCUAGAAAGGUUUUUUAUUGCUAAUGGUUGUUCAAUGGAGCCAUUAAAGCAGGAUGAAAUAAAAUUUAAGCAGGGAAGAAAGAGAUCUUCUAAGGCGAAUUCAAAGCUUGUUAUAAAAAGUAAUAAAGGGACUCCAAAUUCAAACCUGUAAUCAAUGCAGAUUAAAUAUGAGUAUGACAUGCCAAAUUUAUAGAACUUUGACUCUGAAACGAGUUCUCCAGAUAAACUUCAAUCCUCUACAGUCAAGACAGAAGCUGAAUAGUUACAGGAGAGAAUGACUAUAAUGAGCUCAAUAGUUUCAACUGGAUUUCAAAAGGCAAGUGGAAAUAUGGCGAAUGCAAGAUUAAAAUAAGAGGGCAAUAGACUUUACAGGGAUGAUUAUGAUCAAGGGGAGUUUUUUGCAGAGAAGCUAGAAUUCGAUGGAGAACCUAAGCAAGCUAAUAAUCAGCAAAAGAAUUUCGAAAAAAGGAGUGAACCUAUAAUAUAUGCGAAUAAUCAAAUGACUCUUGAUCAUUUGACUGUAAGUCCCAAUAAGUAUAUCAAAUCAGAUACUGGUGAUACAGGUUAGAAUAUUCAAAAAAUAACUCCUCCAAGGAAAAUCUUGAUUGAAGGAAUAAAAAGGACAAGUUAAUUGACUACUAAAGGCUAUUAAAAAAGGCCAUAUAAAAGAAACAAUAAUGCAACUUCAAAUGAAGAUGAUUCUAACUAAUUGUACACCGAAACUAAAUACAGACUUGACAAUGGCCAGAAUACGAAUUAAUGA